ACCAUCAGUCUAUAAAUAUUUUAUAGAUAUUGAAUGUACGUUACUAUUGUUUUUAAGGUUUUUUUAAAUUUUCAUCUUAAAAAAUAGUUUUAUCAAAGAAUUUAUUGAUUAAUAUCUUAACAUUUUGCUUCCUUUAUAAAUAUACCCAUGGCAACUAGUACAAAUAGUUUGUACAUAAUUUCACACGUUUCACUCAAUUAUUAUCGAAUUUGUAUUUUUUUUUUUAUAUACGAAAAAUAGUAGUGAUAACUCAUGGAGAUUAUUUGUCCUCGUGAACUUAAUUUUGAUAAAGUUAUUGUUGCCCAAAAAGUUGUAAAAACAUUAAAAAUAUCUAAAGGUAACGGAAUAGAUGUUUUAGAAAUUACUACCAACAUACCAAACAGCUCAAAAAAUGUUCAGGCGUCUAUAAACCCUAAAUAUAUCACAUCCAAUAGUAGGUCAUCAACAUUAAUUACAGUUGAAGUCGUAUGGUUUAAAACAGGGAAGAAUGAAUUUUAUUUAAAUAUUAAAUCUUCAUCGAAUUCCUUUGAUGUACGACUGUAUGCAACAGUAAUUUAUCCUACUACUAGUAUAAUAAUUAGUGACAAUAUUAUUGAAAAUGAUGUCGGACUCGUGUAUCUUGGAAGUUCAUUUGUUUCUGUUAGCCGAGAAAAAAUUGUAUUUGUCAAAAAUAACAGUACGGAAGACAAUUGUUAUUUAAUUAUGACUGAAAAUCAAACCGAUAAAAAUGUUUUGUCUCUUGGUCAACUACAACAAAAAAACGUCUUUUUCAAACGGUACCAUGUUCAACCGACUAAUUUUCAGCUAAAACCAUUUGAAACUCAAGCAAUCAGUGUAAGGUACUGUCCAUUAGACGGAGUUGACCAUGAAAACAGUAAUCCUCGUCUUUGCCUAAAAGUGAUGAGCACAGCAGAUAACCCCUUUAACCGCUUACAUACCAUAGAUCAAAAUGGAAACUUACAAGAUUUUAUCAUGUCAAUCGAAAAAUCUCGAGCUCCAUCAAUCUUAGUAGAGGGUUACUUAUGUCACAAUACCAUUACACUGUCGUUUAAUGAAAAAUUCAAAAUUAUAAACAAUUAUGAAUCACUCAAGUUUAUAGAUAAUUUAUACAAAUUUAAUUUAUAUGGAUUUGAAGUCGAGUUCAAACACAUAGCAGCUACCUCUUUACCAGUAACAAUAAGAUUGCUGAAAGGACAAAUGGCUUCAAUGCGCCCUGAAACAAUCACGUUGAGACCAAAUGAAAAUCAAAAGCUAGACGUGCGUUUACAUACCGAAAUAAAAUUUCAAAAAAUAAUUUCAUUUGAGCUGCUCACGAAAUCUACAGUAAAAGGUGUAACAACAACAGUAAUAUUUGACACUAAAAGUUUAAAAUUAUCAAAAACAAAUUACACUAUAUCAGAGGUUAUCGACCGCAAAUGUAUACCAUUGAUUGAUCUGCCUUCAAUCAAGAAUAAUCAGUGUGAUAGAAAUAAUUUGGUUUAUCAUAAAUCUAAUCAAUUUAGUCAUUUUAAAAUAAAGUUCAAUAAGGCCCUAGUGAAUUUCGGAAAAGUAACUCAAAAGUCAUUAGGAAAACUAAAAAUCAACAGCGAACAUAUGACGACUAUUUCUAUUAUCAAUGAAAAUGAAGUCGCAACAAAUGUUAGAUGGAAUAGUAAUUACUCGUGGCUAACUGUAUUUCCUUCCAAUGCCCAAAUUUUGGCCAAUAGUGAAUAUAAAUUUGAAAUUACAUUCAAUGAAAAUAAAGCUGGUGAUUACAUCGGAUUAUUAGAAUGUAUUACUAAAGAAAAUUUAGUCAAAAGAAUAACUGUUAUUGCGUCCGUCAUUCAAAAUGAUGUAUUGACAGUCACCCCUCAAACAGUUAACUUUUCUUCGGUUAAAAAAGGAGAAGAGCAGACAACCUCUGAAUGGCGCUUUAUCAAUGUAACUAACACCUCAAAUACAGAAGUUGAAUUCAAAUGGAAAGCAGCAAAUACUUUAAACGGAGACGGAUAUCCAGAUCGUCGAAUAUUUUUUGGACAUCCCAUACGAGGUGUUAUACCUGGAAAAGUUACUGUUCGAUUUUUAAUCAGUUUUGAUCCUGAUGAACUGUUUAAAGCUCAAGUUGGUCCUUUUCAUCGUACUUUAGAACUAUGGUAUGGUGAUGAGAAAAAGUUGCUAGUACAUUGUACUUACUAUCCGAAUAGAAAUAUACGGUUUAGUGACUGCAAUACAUACCCACUGACACUCACAGAUUCUAGUGUAGGAUGGUUCAGUUGUGGUCACCUCACUUUAACUAAUAAGACGGCUGACAAUGUUCGGAUUGAUGUCGUGUCCCCCGUUUUUAGUCCACUGAUUAAAGUCACACCUUCGACAGUCAAAGUUCGACCGAUGUCAGCUACUCCUAUAGACAUAGUGAGCACGCUAACAAAAAAGGGCGUUCUGUCAUUUGCUGUUGAAAUAAAUAUUAAUGGCGGUAAAAAAACUCAAACGAUACCUUUUCUCGUAAAUGGAAUAAUACCAAAGGUAUUACUGACACCUCAAAAGUUCCAAAUAAAUGGAUGUUUAUUUGCUCGACACGUGGUCAGAUUCGCUUUAACGAAUAAAUCGUCUGCUGAAAUUACAGUGACUUUUGAUCAGUGCAUAGAUUUUAAAUGUAAAAAUAUAGAGGUGUGCAUAUAUCCUGACAAAGAUUAUCAAUGGAAAGAUUCUCAAGUGAUAAAAAAUAUAGCUAUACGACCAAAUUGUAUCAAAUGGUUACGUAUGACUUUUAAGGUAUUUAAAGUGGAUGCAGAAAACAAAGUUGAAUUAAACAUUCCAAUUGUAGUAAACAAGUUACUUUCAGAUAAUAUUUCAAAAACAACAAUCGAUAAACCAAUACAGAUGAAUACUCAGUGUUUGAACUGCAUUUUUUCAUCGAAUAAGUCAAGUUUAAUGGUAAAACCAAGCCGAGUUAUUUUUCGGAGCUUAGAAACAAAUUCAUCUUCAACUAAAGGAGAAGAAGACCGAAUAUUAAUUGUAGAAAACCUAAGCGACUCAUCGGUGUCUUUUAGUGUAAUUAAAGAUCCGUCUGAUGCGCCUUUUUAUCUAAUUGGCGAGUCUGGAGGCAUUAGUACAGUCAAGGCUAACGCAGUAACCUUCUUCCGGAUCAGAUUUUCAACAAAUACUUACGGCGUAUAUAAAUGUGCUCUUUUUAUAAAACCGACUAAUCAGCCCUAUGAAUAUACUGUUGAAGUUUACGGCGAUACAUUUGAAUGGCCGCGAUUUUCGACAGAUCUAACUCAUGUACAUUUUAUAGCUGUUCCCGUGGGGGUACAAAAUAAUCGUAGAAUACGCGUUCAGUGUUCAAGUUUGAUAUUAAAAAAGGCCAACAUUAAAGUACUAGGAAAUGUACACAACCUUGUCAGUGCCUCGUUCGUGGAUAAUAAAUCUGAAUUCAUUAAUAACUCGAUGUCUCACAUUGAUAUAUCAUUUCGAAGUGAUAACAGACCUUGUUCGUUCAAAGGAACUGUAAUUGUUACAUCAGAAAGGUGUAAGAGCGCUGUGAUAUAUGUUACAGCCACGUGUACAGCUACAGAGACUUUAAUGCUUGCAAGUUAUUUCAUGCAAACGAGAAAUUACGAAAUAUUGCAACCAAAUUCUUCGAUAUCACACUAUGAGGUUUGUUUAAAAAACUCAAAAACUAACUUAUCUUUCAUCUAUAAUUAUUGUGUACAAAGCAAUGCGGUAUUCGAUAUAUCCAACUACAUUUAUGCAACAGAUUUUUCAUGUUACAUUAAUUCUAAUUGGAUGAUAAAUUUAAAAUUCCUGGAGAAGUUUUUGUUUGGUCGAGUAUUUGGUAGUCAAAUUCGGCCAAUUUUAGGUAAUUCUCUAAUGGGUUUUGAACAAAUACUUGAACCAAUCGCUGUUCAAUUAAUAAGUGGUGCUCACCAAAUUUAUUCACAAAAGAAGUUUUCGUUUAUAAAAUGUCUUAUUUCAUUGGAAAUUAACUGUGAUAGACUUUUAAAAUUAGGGCAAUCUUUGGUGGAGUCAUGGAGUACUCCAAAAACUCAAUGCUACAUAACAAAAUUACUGAUGUUCUACAAUGCCGUCAUUGGUUACUUGAGGAACAAUGGAGCUCAAGUCGAACAUAUUCCUAUAGAAAUACUUUUGACUUACGAAGAAUUCAUAUCAUUUGCUAAGAACAAAUUAGGAUUUGCUGACGAAGAAUCUUAUGAAUUGAAACCAUUAAGUGGUAUGAUUACUAGACAAGAUUACGAACAAAUGUCAAAAAGAGCGUGGUUAGAUGUAUAUCUCUGUAUAUUAGAUUCCAUUUAUAUAAAAAAAAAAAUUCAUAAUAUUCCAAUUGAAAACAACGGAAAAGUUUGCAACAAAUCACCACUAAACAGUCCUCAAAAUAAUUCUGAAAAUGAAGACAACUUCUGUACUAAUUUAAAUGUAUACAAUGAAAUUGACAUAAUGUUAAUUAACUGGAUUAACACAGCAUUGAAUUCUCACAUUACGAGUUUAAAAGUGUCUAAUUUGAUAUUGUAUGAAAAAUAUUGUGACAAAAAGAUUGUAGAUAUUAUAGAGGAUUUGCAUGACUGUACUAUAUUGGCGAUGGUUAUUAUUUACUACAGAUCAGGUACUAGCCAUCACGGUUUAGAUGAUAUCAUAUACGAUCCUAAAACAGAAGUUGAAAUUUACCAUAAUGCAAUAACUCUAGCUUUAGCUCUAAAUAUUAUCCACUUGAGCUUUUCAGUCAAUCCUUUGGACCUAUUAGGACGAAAUUCAGCGAUACUCAAAUUAAUUUUAUUUGAACUAUACGUAACGCUCCCGAGAGAAACUGUUGUUAAGACUAUGAUUUUUAAGUGCCAGUUUACGUCUUGCCUUACAAAAUCAAUAUCAUAUCAGGAAAUGUUGGCUUUCUUAAAGCCAAGUAAAUAUUUUGUAAAAAUUGAGAAAAACAAUAAAGAAGGAUUUUCUAUUGGACAAUCCAUUAUUGACUUGAGUGGGAAUGCUUGUAAUGAUCACAAGCUUACCAUUAAAUAUACUGCAACUUUCGCACAAGAUGUCACAGCAACACUUGUUUUCGUUAAAACCAGCAUAUUCAAUAAAAGGUCUAUUAAAGUAAUAUCACUAAAAGGGCAACCUUAUGCGUUGGAUAAAGCCAUAAUAAAUAUACAAUUUUUUGCUAAAUCACUUGAGUUCACUAAACAAGAAUUUCAAGUUAUAUCGCCAUACAAAAAAAUUAAAAUACCAUUUGAUGUCCAUGUUCUACAUAAAAAACCUAAAUUAAAUGAAAUUCAAGCCUUGUGUAAUUCUAAAACAAUAGAUGUCAAUCAUAAAAAAUGUAUGGUAUUUUUUUAUUUAAGCGAAUAUCGAGUAUCUUUCUUAUCCCAAAACAAAGCUUAUAUUACAUUGAAUUGCGUAAAUUUUAACAUGAAGCCAACUACUUAUUGGAUUUGGUUUCACAAUAUAACUUACGGAGAAUUUUUCAUCAAAGUAACACAAGUGAACGUAGAUGAUUUCUGUGUUAUUAGUAAUAUUAUCAGCGAUAUUUCUAUAACGAACACAGAUUUAUGGGAAAAUAUUGAUAGAGUAUUAGAAAUGAACUUAAUUCGAAUAUAUUACAAACAAUGUAAAAAAAUGAUAAUGAGCAAUGAAGUAAAGUGGUCUUCGUCAGGCUUAAAUCUACUGAAAAUUUUUGACCCUAUCUACAAUGAAAUACCGUAUAAAACAAACCUAACUAUUAUAAGUCCAUUAGUUAAAAAUAAAGCAUUUUCUUUAAUAAAUGGAAAUCACCCCUCUAAAUGGCAUUUAGAGAAGAAAAUGAAAAGGUGA
Daktulosphaira vitifoliae (grape phylloxera) is the source of this 5799-nucleotide messenger RNA. RefSeq lists its product as uncharacterized. Gene Ontology annotation, biological process: negative regulation of cell population proliferation. The record is from RefSeq and is a predicted model, not a curated record. The transcript is spliced from 23 exons. NCBI's taxonomy places the organism in Eukaryota, Metazoa, Arthropoda, Insecta, Hemiptera, Phylloxeridae. Bases 253 to 5799 code for a protein of 1848 amino acids.